Molecule: messenger RNA, 2767 nt
Organism: Linum tenue
Lineage: Eukaryota; Viridiplantae; Streptophyta; Magnoliopsida; Malpighiales; Linaceae
Source: the annotation of a GenBank genome assembly
AGGCCACCCGAAAAGAGGGAAAAGGAAGGAAAAGAUCCCUUUUUUCCCCCAGCUCUUCCUCUUCUCCUUCAUCGUUUUCCCUGUCAACCUCUGUUUCCAGUUUUGGUUACUGUGGCUUCAGCUCACCAGCAGCUUGCUUUCCUUACUCCCACCCCCAACAAUUCAAUCUUUUUGGCAGCUUGGCUGUCCCUUUUCCCACUUUCCUUCUUACUGAAGCCAGCCAGAGAAAGCAUGCUUUUCCCAUUCUCUUCCUUCACGUUCAGAGCUUCUUCUUCGAGGGCGGUUGGUUUCUGCUUCAGCUUCCCAAUUUGAGCCCAGUCUCCGUUAAUUUUCCUCGUUAAGUUGCAAUCUUUCCACUUGAUUUGUGUUAAAUUGAGGAUUUUGCGUAAUGGGUUCGCAUUGACCUACUGUUUAGAGCUACUCAAUUCCAGUUAUUUUCCAGUUUAUUCCUGCUCUUCUGUCUGCAAUGGGAGAUGUAGUGAACUCCGAUGAGGGCGAGAGGGAGGCGGUAGAAAGUAAUGAAUGCCACCACCAUCUUCUUCUCAGCAAGCUGAAGACUGCCGAGAUGGAGAUCGAAGAGUUGAAGCAAAUGAGGAAAGAGGACGGGAAGGCCAACGAGAAAGUCGUGGGGAUUUUCGCUUCUCAGGAGCAGACCUGGUUUAUAGAGAGGAAGAAGCUCAGGCUGCACAUUGGAACCCUAAUGAACCAAUUGGAAUUUUUCCAGAAGGAGAAAGAACAAGUCAUCUCGGAAUUCCAUUACAAAAUUGGGGGAAUGGAAGGUUUGUUGCAGGCGAAGGAUAAGGCAUUAGAGGAAGAGGAGAACAAGAGGAAGGAAUUGGACGAGAAGCUGACGAGGGCCGCGAAUUCGGUCGAAGAGUUGAGGGAAUCCAUGAGAAGGGAAGCUCAGGAGCAUUCUGCGGAUCUGUGGAAGCACAAGACUGCGUUUCUCGAGCUUGUUUCGAACCAGAGACAGGUUGAAGCUGAGAUGGGUAGGUUGGUGAAGCAGCUUGAGGUUAAAAGGCAGGAGUUGAAUUCUGCUGUGGAGCAGAAGGAGGAAUCAGCUGCAGAAGUUGUGAAGCUGAGAACGGAUUUGGAGCAGAAAGAGAAGAUCUUGUCUGCAGUUUUGAGGAGAACGAAGGCGGAUGUGAGCGAGAAGCAAAUGCUGGUCAAGGAAGUGAAGGUUUCCAAGGCUAGAAGGAAGCAGGCUGAACUGGAGACAGAAAGAUGGAGGGCUGCUGCUCAUGCAUCAGAGACUAGGCAUGAGAAGAAGCAGCAUUCUUUGAGAAGCAUGUUUGCAAACGCGAGGCAAGAUGAUGACGGUCUCACGAAAGGUAGAUCAUCACAUUCUAGUGAUAAUUAUGUGUUUGAGUAUGAGAAUCCCGAGUUCUUGAACGACUCGGAUAUGGCUUCUUUCCCUUAUGACUACUCACCAGAUGGAAGGGCUGCUGAGCUAGCUGAUGUUAGGAGAUUGGAAGGAUGGAUUAGAACGGAAGCAGAAAGGUAUGCAGCAGCAAUUGAGAAGAGGCAUCAUGUUGAGAUUGAUGCUUUUGUGGAGCAGUUGAGGCUCAAAGACGAAAAGCUCGAAGCUUUUCGAAGGAAGUUCUUGAGCACUCAGAUAGAAUCCAAUAGACUGCAAUCUCACCUCGAAUCACUGAACCAAGAGUUAUCCCGAGUAAGGCACGAGAAUAUGAAACUCGAAGCUUCACUACUGCAGAUUAAGGAGGAAGUAAGUUGUCUUCAACAGCAAGCAAUAAUGUCUCAAUCAGCACAACAGCCUCUAGUUACCAUUUCCCACCAACCCAAGAAUGAGAUAAUUAUGGCCGUCGAGUCUCCUGAGAAGGAGUUUGAAGAAGAGAAGCAUGUAACCGAACAGGGUCCUACGAUUAACGAGGGAAGCCCAAGCUCCAUGGCAGAGAUUGAGAGUGUGAAGAGCAUAGCAACAAGCAGCAAGGCGUUGGUGAUCAACACUAAUGGCAGCAGUAAUAACCCAUGGAGAAUGGAUCUCCAAGCCCUUGGAGUCUCUUACAAGAUCAAGAGGCUGAAGCAGCAGCUCCUGAUGCUGGAGAGGUUGACAGGAAAGCAAGAGAGUGGUGAAGAAGAUUCAGGUGAUCAAGAGAAUGGGGUAAAGGGCUUCUUAAUGCUGAUAUCACUGCUCAACAGGCAAAUCAAUAGGUACCAGACCCUCCAAGCAAAGACCGACGAACUCUGCAAGCGCAUGCAUGACAAUGUGGAGACUUGUUCAUCUGGGAAGAGGGAGGAGAGAAGCAAGGGAGAAAUGAAGAGACUGGAGCAUUACUUGGAGGAGACGUUUCAGGUGCAGAGGUACAUGGUGGCAACAGGGCAGAAGCUGAUGGAUGUGCAGACGAAGAUCGGUUCAGGGUUCGUGGAGGUGCCCGAAGAGCUGAACAAGUCAGGAAGGCACAUCAACAUAAAAAUGUUUGCAGACAACGUGAAGGCGUUGUUGCAGGAAGUUCAGAGAGGUCUCGAGGUUCGAAUCGCGCGAAUCAUUGGGGAUCUCGAAGGGACCUUGGCUUGCCAAGGGAUGAUACGCUUGAGGCGGUAAUUUUUAUAUAUGUAUGUAUACUCAAUGUGAUGUACAGCCUACGUAUAUAGCAGAGAUAGCCAUGAAAAAUUGCAUUAUCUCACUGUAAUAAGAAGGAAAGUUGUGGCGUGGUUAGCAAGUUUGCAGAUGUUCAUAGUUUGUUCUUUGUGUAUAGUCUGGGAGUUAUAUUUAGGGCUGGCUAUUUGGUCCGGUUUUUUGGUUUUA